AUGUUUUGUCUCUUCUACGAUAGUGGGACAAGGAAAGUGCAUGGGAUCAACGGGUCUGGGCGUGCUCCCAUGAGUCUGACCCUCGAUACAGCUCGAAGACUAUUGGCAAUUCCACCGCGCGAGCCCGGGAGGAUCCCACUCAACAGUGUUCUGGCAAUCACGACACCAGGGGCAGCCGGUGGGUGGGUGGAUACUAUUGAAAGAUUUGGAAGCAGGAACCUGUCGCUUGGGCAGAUCUUGAAGCCGGCAAUUUCACUUGCUGAAGAUGGGUUUCCUGUGUCGGAGGUAUCGGCACGUUUGUGGCAAGAAAAUGAGAACUCGCUGAGAGAGGCGUCUCCCAAUUAUUGCGCACUGCUGAAGACCGCUGCUGGACCGGACCAAGCGGCUCGUGCGCCUGUAGCGGGCGAAAUCAUGACCAACCCCGACCUUGCGCAGACCUUCCGUACCCUCGCCGUGAAGGGAAAAGAUGGGUUCUACAGAGGUCAUGUCGCAGAUGCCAUGGUGGAAGCGGUCAAAGAGCGCGGUGGAUUCCUUACCCACGCCGACCUCUCUUAUCAUGUGGACAGGGGAGACAGAAUAACCAGUCCACUCAGUGUUCGGUUCAAGAACACGGUCGAUGUCUGGGAGCAUCCUCCGAACGGGCAAGGUCUCAUUGCACUCAUGGCACUCAGAUUGCUCGAGGAAUUGGAACGGGCCGGGAAAAUCCGUCCCUUGCUCAGCCUCCGACACAAUUCCGCCGACUACAUACAUACCCUGGUUGAAGUCUUCCGCAUUGCCUUCGCAGACGCCUCCUGGUGGAUCAGCGAUCCCAUCCACUCGGAGAUUCCCGAUCUCCUAUCAACUCCAUACAUAAAAGAAAGGGCACGCCUCUUCAAUUCAACCAUGGCCUCCACACUCAUGUCCCAUGGCAGCCCCGCCUUGCACUCAUGCGACACUGUUUAUUUCGCCCUCGUCGACCGGUACGGCAAUGCUGCCUCUGUCGUCAACAGCAACUACCACGGCUUCGGAACCGGGAUCGUUCCACGCGGGUGUGGCUUCUCGCUGCAGAGCCGCGGUGCCAAUUUCUCUCUGACGCCUGGCCAUCCGAACUCUCUGGCGCCAUGUAAGCGACCAUACCAUACGAUUAUUCCUGCGAUGGCUACGAAUCCGAAGGACGGGUCGUUGAAUACCGUAUUCGGGAUCAUGGGUGGGUUCAUGCAGCCGCAGGGGCAUGUGCAGCUGCUGAUGAAUAUGCUUCUUUUCGGGAUGAACCCGCAGCAGGCACUCGAUGCACCGAGAGUGUGCAUUGGGUCGAUGGGACAUCAACACAUCGAAAGCGCCAGCGAAAGGACAGUGUACGUCGAGGAAGGUGUGGACUUGGGAGCUGUAGAGGAGCUACGCGGACGGGGUCAUCUAGCGGAGAUUGUUUGCGGGUGGGACAGGGAGAUCUUCGGGAGAGGGCAGAUUAUACGGGCGUUUCGUGGCGAGGAUUCCCGAUCAGUGCUCGAGGCGGGAAGUGACUUGAGGGCUGACGGUAUGGCGCUUCCAGUGUAG
Molecule: messenger RNA, 1533 nt
Organism: Aspergillus costaricaensis CBS 115574
Lineage: Eukaryota; Fungi; Ascomycota; Eurotiomycetes; Eurotiales; Aspergillaceae
Product: gamma-glutamyltransferase family protein
Exons: 2
Coding region: 1-1533 (510 amino acids)
Source: RefSeq, a predicted model, not a curated record